GAGGCUGUGUGCGCGCGCGCGAGGAGGCGGGACUAAAGCCGCAUUUCAAAGAAAAGGAUUGGAGAGGCUGAUGGAAGUCUGGGAACAGAGCGCUGAAAAAGGCGCUAGAAGGACGGCUAGGAGAGUCGCGGGCUAGCGGCGAGCAGCGGAGAAGUUGUCACCGAGCUGCGGUGAAAACUGGGAUUUGAUGGCAGUUUAGCGGGACUGCAGACCCGGCGGAGGAAGUCAAGACCCAGGACACCGAGGAGCCAUGUCCACCACCACCACCUCUCUGCAACUGCCAAAGCAGGACGAGGAGGAGGAGGAGGAGGAGGAAGAUGAGGAGCAAGGGGAGGAGUUUGUGUUUGACGACAGCGAAGGCGAGGAGACGCGCCAGGAGGGCGGCGAAGGGCUCUGCGGUGGUGGCGUCUUCGUGCAACCAGAGUCCACACCAGCGUCACAAGCUGUGCCAGACGUCACACAACAGGAAGGAGGUGCCCGCAAGGAAGUGUCCAUUUCCACCCAAGAUGUUCCAGUGGGAGAGUCAGCCAGCGGCGGAGCCUCGGAAGGACUCCAGUCCAGUACCUCGGCCCCGCGUGAGGGGGAGGAGAUCCUUUCCCAUUGUGCGAAGCCAUCGGCACGAGACGGCGGCACGGAAACCGUGCAGGAACGCCAGGACGUCCCUGAAGCAUCGAAUGAAAGCGAAACUAACUCCAGGACUGAAGACUCCUCAGAGGUCAUCUAUGAUGAUGUUCCCUGUGAGGAGGCCCGCUCCCCUGAUGAUGACACACUGUAUGAGGACGUGCAGAGGGACAGUGGACAUCCUGUUGCAGGCAACGGGUGGAGCUCCAGCGAGUUUGAAAGCUACGACGAGCAGUCCGAUGGCGAGAGCAAAGCGCCGACACGCAGCAAGCUCUCUCCUGAAGUGCGGCGGCUGAGGGAACGCUGUGCCAAGACCAAGCGUGAGCUGGCCAUGAAGCUGUCUGGCAAGCACCACUAUGACAUCAAGGUGCAGCAGCUCAUGAAGGCGGCGAGAAGCGGAACCAAGGAUGGGCUGGAGAAGACCAGAAUAGCCGUCAUGCGUAAAGUUUCCUUCCUCCAGCGGAAAGACACCAUCGAAGAGGAGGACGACGCCGGCUACCUGGAAGUGGCGGUGUCAGAUGCCAAGCACCCUCCCCCGCAGCUGAGCGCCAUGCCAGAGGGUCUGAGCAGCCACCAGGUUGUCCGCCGCCACGUCCUGGCCUCCGUCAUCCAGAGCGAGCGCAGCUACCUGGAGUCCCUGCGCAGGAUCCUGCAGGAAUACCACAGACCUCUGCUGGAGGCCGACCCGCGCAUCCUGAGUCCACGGAAGAUCCGGCCCAUUUUCCACCGAAUCCGGGAGAUCACGCAGUGCCACGCCAUGUUUCAGAUCGCGCUGGCGUCGCGUGUGGCCGAAUGGGACAGCUGCGAGAAAAUCGGGGACUUGUUCGUGGCCUCGUUCUCCAAGUCCAUGGUGCUGGACGUCUACAGCGACUACGUCAACAACUUCACCAACGCCAUGGCUCUCAUUAAAAAGGCCUGCCUGUCCAAGCCGGCCUUUCUUGACUUCCUAAAGAAGAAGCAAGCGUCUAGUGCGGACCGCAUCACUCUCUACGGCCUGAUGGUGAAGCCCAUCCAGCGCUUCCCCCAGUUCAUUCUGCUGCUGCAGGACAUGCUGAAGAACACACCUAAGGGUCACGUGGACCGCCUGCCCCUGCAGCUGGCCCUCACCGAGCUGGAGACCUUGGCGGAGAAGCUCAACGAGCAGAAGCGAGUCGCCGACCAGAUCGCGGAGACUCAGCAGCUGGCUCGCAGCGUCAGCGAUCGUCUGCUCAGCAAGCAGCUGAACCUGGAGCAGGGGUCUCUGGUCCAGUGCGAGACGCUCAUCGAGACCGUGUACGGCGAGCGGGGACAAGUCCUCAAAUCCAAGGAGCGCAAGGUCUUCCUCUUCGACGACGUCCUCAUCUGCGCCAACAUAAACGUCAAGGGGUCGCCAGAUAUCAGCAGCCUGGUGCCGGUGGGUCCCAAGUACACCAUGAAGUGGAGCGCCCCCUUGCAGCAGGUGCAGGUGGUGGAAGUGGGUCAGGAGGCCAGCCAGAGCAAAGACCUGGUCUUCCAGCCCAGCAGCACAAGGCGGCCAAGCCUCGCCCAGGCCUCAGGUAAAUCCCUCCUGGGUCCUCCGCGGCUUUACCAGGAACUGCAGGAGCUCCAGCAUGACCUUUGUGUGGUGGAAGAUGUAACGCUCCUGGUGGGAACUCUGCAGGGGACCUACCAGAACCUGAACACCACAGUGGCCCAGGACUGGUGCUUGGCUCUGCAGAGGUUCAUCCGUAUCAAAGAGGAGCAGAUCCAGAGUGCCAACAAAUGCCGCUUACGCCUGCAGGUGCCCGGCAGACCUGACAAGUCCGGUCGUCCUGUCAGCUUCAUGGUGGUCUUCAACACUCCAAACCCCCUCAGCAAAAUCUCCUGGGUCAACAGGAUGCACUUGGCCAAGAUUGCACAACGGGAGGAGAACUCUCCAGGCUGGCUGUCUGGCGAGCACGAGGAGAAGACCACGGCUCCUUUUUGGUGUCCGCUGCUGGCCAGUCGCAUGCCUGUGUUUGCCACCAAGUCCCCUGAGAGAAAGCUUGAAGCUGCCAUCCACAAUCCUGUUCAGUCUGCAAUGUUGGGCUUCUCUGCGGCCAGCACCUCCUUACCUCAAGGCUUUCUCUGGGUGGCAGGCAGUGGAGAAGCCUCCCAGGGCCACGUGGAGAUCUUCUCCCUCAACAGACCCGUGCUGAGGGCAGUGAAGAGCCUGCAAGUAGGAUCGGCCAUCCGGUGUCUGGAAUAUGUGCCGGAAUGUUCUGUGACCGAGGAGGCGGAGCCUGGAGAUCCCAAGGCCACGCCGGGGAACGGUGCCAACAUCUGCGUGGGCUUGGACGACGGACGAAUUCUGGUCUAUGGCAGCGUGGACACGGCAGCUCAAUGCCUCCUGACCCUCAGUAACCCUGAGGGUUGCCCCGUCAUGUGUCUGAAACACUCGCCUAACUUCCUGUUUGCCGGUCUUCACAACGGAACCAUGAUGGUUUACGGGAGAAAAGAGAGGGAUGACCUUUGGGACCCGGACUCCCGCAGAAAUGUGAACCUGGGCUCACAGCCGGUUCGGACCCUGGUGGUACUGGACGACUCGGUGUGGGCCAGCUGUGGGAACUCUGUCACCGUGGUGGACGUGUCCAGCCUCGGCACUCAGACGUUUGAGGUCCACCCCGACCCGAUGGUGAGCGUGGCACACGUGGCGUGCGCGGGCGGCGGCGUGUGGAUGGCGUUCUCGGAGGGCACGUCCAUCCGUCUCUUCCACACCGAGACGCUGGAGCUCCUGCAGGAAAUAAACAUAUGGCCGCGCUCCACCGUGCUGAACAUGGGCCAGGAGAGCAUGCGAGUGAGCAGCCUGCUGAUCUGCCAGGGACUGCUGUGGGUGGGCACUGCCCAAGGUGUGCUCAUCACCCUGCCAGUUCCGAAACUGGAAGGAAUCCCCAAGAUCACAGGAAAAGGAAUGAUCUCGCUAAACGGCCACUGCGGGCCCGUGGACUUCCUGGUGGCCACGAGCAGCACCCUGUCACCUGACCUCCUGAAGAGGGACUCGGUGGGGGACGGGAUGGACUCGGCCUGCGGGGGCGAGGAGCCCAGCGAUACUUCCUCGCAGGAAUCCCUGCAGCAGUCCGGCGAGGCCCGGGGCAGAGGGCGCGGCGUCCUCCUGCGCUACAAACUGCUCUCCACGUCGGGGCUGCCCGGCCAGCUGCUGACCGCCGCGCCCGGCGACGAGGCGUCCGACUCGUCCCUGGAGUCCUUGGAACACAGCGUGGAAGACGGCUCCAUCUACGAGCUCAGCGACGACCCCGAGAUGUGGGUGCGGGGGCGGCCCUCCGAGAAGGACGGGCGGAGCAAAGACCGGGUGGUGUCGGCUGCCAUCAUCUCCGGGGGCAAAGGCUUCCGGCGGCUGAGAGAAGGAGCGCCCGCCACUGCUCGGACCGGCGGGGAGGCUUUGGAGAACCUUCUCCUGGUGUGGCAGCUCCCGCUGACCGUCUAGGCGGGAAGGUCCACGCCAUCCGGCCCAAACAAAACCGUCCUCUCCUGGUUUUGUUCCACAGCUCGUGACCGCCUCCUACAGGACCGGAGUGGACCACUACCAGUCUUGGCGGGCCUGGACUUGGCCUCACGCACUUUGAAUGAAAAGACAAACUAAGCUCUUCUCCAGCUGCGGUACUGUCAUGACCUUGGACUUGGACUUGGUCUGGACCGUCAAGCCUCUCUCUCUUUCCGCUCAAUGUGAACGCCCGAAGACGGACGGAGGGCGCGGUGGUGGUGGUGGUGUUGGUGGUGUUGAUGGUGGUGUGUCCGCAGGAGCCACGGUGGUGUUGGUGGUGUUGGUGGUGAGUCCGGGGGCGCCGCUUGCACGGUGAUCACACUUACAACCUGACCUUUUUGCACAUCUUUUUUUUUUUUGGGUCACUAAUGUUUUCCUUUUUUUAACAUGACUUCUAGAAAGGUUUCAGCACUUCUUUUUAUCGUCCGGCUAAUAAAUGUUCUUUUAGGGCUACACUGAAAAUACUAAAUAAGUCUCAUUUUCUUCCAGAAGAAAGUGGAUUUUAACAAGUGAUUGUCAGGAUUCUCACAAGAAUCCACUGUUGCGUUUACUGGCUGUGGGAAUUUCGACAAUCACUUCUUAAAAAUACAAGGUUAAAUACUUAAAAAAUAGGUACAAAUAUGACUUUCUCUUGUCAGAAGAUGACCGUUUUUUUUUUUUAUUGCUUUUUUCGUCAUCGUACAAAAAAAAAAAUCCAAAUGAGCAUUUUGCUUUGAUUUGUUGGUCGUCGUGUUCUUAAAAAAAAAAAAGCCUGAAGUCUGCAGCAGCGAUACAGGUGUUCCUCGGGUUACGUUGGUAAGUCCGGUUUGACCGAGCUAAAUGAGAACUUCCCAAAUUAUCUACACAAUGUGGGGGAAGUUGGCAGCUUGUGGUUUGGAAAAUGAGGGUAAACCAACACUUGGGUCACUCACAGUGUGCACGGAACACGUGGCGCUCAGAAAAUACUCUUUUAUAAACUAUAUCAGGCAGGGGUGUCUAAAGUGCAGCCCGGGGGCCGUUUGUGGCCCGCAGAAUAUUGUUUGAAGAAACUUUCAAAACCUAAGGAAAAUAAGCAAAAAGACAAUUCAAUGAGAAAAAAAAAAAAUAUAUAUAUAUAUAUAUAUAUGCAAUUAAAUAAGUAUGUAUAUAUACAUGUAUAAGGGUUGUACAGUAUUAGUAUGGUACCGCUACACUAACGAAUUAUAUUCGGUAAUAUACCGCCUCUGAAAAAUGAUCGGUCUCACACCCCCUCACCCCAUCCCCUCAUCACAUUACAUCUUUUUCCUCUUUUUAUUACCUUUUUACUGUUGUUGUUUUUUUGACAAGUCGCUGACCAACAAAACACAAGUUGCCGUCCACGAAUGGCCCCUUGCCUGCAUUUUGGACACCCCUGAAUAAACUAAUAACUUUGUCACCAAUAACACAAAGCUCACACUAAGUUUUGUCUUGAAAGAAAUGUAAUGUCUGUUGUUCAUUUCUUUUCAAAAUAAAAAAAAAUGGCAGAAUGGC
Messenger RNA from Nerophis ophidion (straightnose pipefish), 5608 nucleotides. It is a transcript of the gene arhgef10la, whose product is annotated as Rho guanine nucleotide exchange factor (GEF) 10-like a. Gene Ontology annotation, biological process: actin cytoskeleton organization; SREBP signaling pathway; positive regulation of stress fiber assembly. Gene Ontology annotation, molecular function: guanyl-nucleotide exchange factor activity; protein binding. The record is from RefSeq and is a predicted model, not a curated record. Gene Ontology annotation, cellular component: cytosol. Lineage: Eukaryota; Metazoa; Chordata; Actinopteri; Syngnathiformes; Syngnathidae. The coding region runs from base 251 to 4063 and encodes 1270 amino acids. The transcript is spliced from 27 exons.